AGUGGAGUAACGGCCACAGCUGCAAACGGACGUCGGUAGAGCUCAGCUGCGUACGAAAGUAUUGGGGUGCUCCCACAAUCAAGGGAAGGCAAGCAAAAAAUAUUGUAAAAAAUAUAUAUGUAAAAAAUUAUAGAUUCUAAUUUUUUGUGUGGCGAAAAGUAAAUAAGCAGGAAAAAGAAGUGGUGUUGCCUUGAAAAAUGAAAAUUGGCUAAAAAGCGCAAUGCAAAUAAAAAUUGAAAAAGAAGCAUUUUAGCUCGUUGAAAUUUAAAGAAAAGUGCGUGUGUGUGUGUAUUGUAAAGUGGAAAAAAAUCUCAAAUAUAUGUAUAUACAAAGGGCAGUGAAAAUAUUUUCGUGAAAUUAUAGAUAUACAUAUAUACUACUAUGUGAGAAUACUUAUACAUAUUGCAAGGAGUGCAGCAAAGUAAUUAAAAUAAUAACGAUUUCAAGUAAAAGUUAUAGAAACGUUUUUGGCCGAAGAUAUUGCGUGCAAGUGUCUAUGCUGAAAAGCAAUAGCGAAAUAAAUGUGCCGGAAAUGUGGCUAUGCAAAUUCGAAUAAGUGCGUUUUAAUGCAGAAAUUUUUACAUAAUUGAAAUGGCUGGCGUUCAGCUAAUUUGCUGAUUUAAAUGAAAAAAGAAGAAGUGAAGAAAAGUCUUUAAAAGUGUUAAGGAUUAGUAAAGAAAAAAUAUAUAUACAAAAAAUAUAUGCACAUAUAUAAAUAAAUAUAUUCACAAAUAUCCAGCUUUUUCAACUACGCUAUUAACCUGCUGAUUCGCAACAAAAAAAAAAAAGUAAAUUAAAUUGAAGCUUUUCGUGACGAAAUACUCAUUAAACAAGCUGCUUACAUGUAUAAUUGAGAGGCGGAAGAAAAACCGCUGCUUGCCUAUACACCGACAUAUAUAGCUGCUAGCAUAUAUACACCUCGAUAUAUAUUGAUAUAUUGUUUUGAAUGUCCUCAUUAAGUGCUACCCACAUUGAUAAGCUGCCAAAAAUUAGAAUACGCUCCGUUGUGAUAAAUAAAUGUGAAAAAAGUGCGAAAACGAUUUAGUAUGAGUAGUUGACUGACAGCACAUUGUACGUACAGACGUCUAUAUACACACAUAUAUAUAGGUAUAUAUAUUGAUACGAGUGCUAGAAGCUAGAAGAACUCAAUAAGCUGUGAUUAAAGGAACAAAAGACAUGAGGAGUGGCCGCUGCUCAACACAAAUAAGUAGUUGCAAAGUGGAUAAUACCAUUAUUACACCUGUGUAUUUGGGUGGUGGAAACGCUUUUGAAUUGGAAUACUAAUACAGUUGCAAAUAUUUGAUUUGCAUCAAUAUUGAAGCAGUAGACUUAGCAAAGUUAAAAAAUUCAAUUCAUUUGAAAUUGUGAGACUAUAAUAACAAAAUUGAUGCAAUGUAGCGUGGCGGACUUAUGGUCGGCGAACGCGAUAGAGACCGUGAUACGGUACGCUGGGAAACGGGUGAUGCAACACCGCCCCAAUUUAAUAAUGGAGGUAUGCAAAUGGUCGGACAAUUGCAUGGUGGACAGGCUGCUAGCCAACAACAACAACAACAGCAAAAACAGCAACAAUCUCAACGUGAUCUACAGCUACAACAACAACAAUUGCAACUGCAGCAGCAGCAACAACAAUUAUUGCAACAGCAACAACAACAACAGACCAGUAACUGGAUUGAAGCCGAAACGCUUGGUCGCAACCCGGCAACUGGAUCAACCGGUGCCAUUGGCAACAUCGGUCACAUCCAAGCGCAAGGUUACGGCAUCGGUGUCGGCAUCGGCAUCGGGCUCGACGUCACACACGAACCGAGCGACAACAACGAUAAUCAAGCCUACUACGAUCCAAGCGGUAAUGUCGAUUGGGGCCGAGCGAUGGGAACCGGUGGAGCUAGUUCAUUUGGUUGCGGCACUGGAGCUGUCCCAACAACUGGCAAUCUUGCUUAUAACAAUGACACAACUGCUGCGACAGCCGGCGUCAAUAUCAGUCAACGCAAUCUCAACAAUAUCGCCGGCGGCGGAGGUGGAGGUGGCGGCAGUAUUGGAAACUUGGACUAUGCUGAUGGCGGCAGCAUUACUGGCGCAUCCGCCACAACCACGCACACUGCCGGCGGUCCUAUGGGCAAUGGCGGUAUCGGCGGUGUCGGUGGCAUGGUCGGCGGUGGUAGUCAAAAUAUCGUCGGCAUUGGCGGUGCCAGCACCGGUGCUGGCAGUACCGGCGCUGUUGGCAAAGAAGUACGAUAUGCACCAUUCCCGAUACCAUCACCGACGCAUUCGAAUCCGACAACUUCCCAUCUGCACGGCAGCAUGGGUGCGGGCGCAUUGCAGCGCGCACAUUCCAGAUCCAUGUCCUCCAUACCGCCACCCGAACCCUUUAUGAUAGCGCAAUCGAAGCAAGUUAAUAGUCGCGUCUCCAUCAAUGUUGGUGGCGUUAAGCAUGAGGUGCUCUGGCGUACGCUCGAACGACUGCCGCAUACACGUUUAGGACGUCUACGUGAAUGUACCACACACGAGGCGAUCAUUGAGCUAUGCGAUGAUUAUUCAAUCGUCGACAACGAGUACUUCUUCGAUCGGCAUCCGAAAAGUUUCAGUUCCAUAUUAAAUUUCUAUCGCACUGGUAAAUUGCACAUCGUCGACGAGAUGUGCGUACUGGCAUUUAGUGAUGAUCUCGAGUACUGGGGAGUUGAUGAGCUGUAUCUGGAGUCGUGCUGCCAGCACAAGUACCAUCAGCGCAAGGAGAACGUACACGAGGAAAUGCGCAAAGAGGCUGAAUCAUUGCGACAACGCGACGAGGAGGAAUUCGGCGAAGGCAAAUGCGCCGAAUAUCAAAAGUACUUGUGGGAGCUACUCGAGAAACCGAACACCAGCUUCGCUGCGCGGGUUAUCGCAGUGAUAUCCAUACUAUUUAUAGUCCUGUCUACCAUAGCCCUGACGUUGAACACCCUACCACAACUACAACACAGUGAGAAUGGUACACCAUCUGAUAAUCCGCAAUUGGCUAUGGUUGAAGCCGUUUGCAUAUCGUGGUUCACCUUAGAAUAUAUACUUAGGUUUAGUGCAUCACCGGAUAAAUGGAAAUUCUUUAAGGGUGGCCUUAAUAUAAUCGAUCUAUUGGCAAUACUCCCAUAUUUUGUUUCCCUAUUCUUAUUGGAGACGAAUAAAAAUGCAACGGACCAGUUCCAGGAUGUGCGCCGGGUGGUGCAAGUAUUUCGCAUCAUGCGCAUCCUGCGAAUCCUUAAGCUGGCCCGUCACUCAACGGGCCUGCAGUCGUUAGGCUUUACGCUACGUAAUUCAUAUAAGGAACUCGGUCUACUAAUGCUGUUCCUGGCAAUGGGCGUUCUCAUAUUUUCUUCGCUGGCAUAUUUUGCCGAAAAGGAUGAAAAGGAUACAAAAUUCGUUUCAAUACCGGAAACAUUUUGGUGGGCGGGUAUUACAAUGACAACUGUUGGCUACGGGGACAUCUAUCCCACUACUGCACUGGGAAAGGUUAUUGGUACUGUGUGUUGCAUAUGCGGUGUUCUGGUAAUCGCUUUGCCUAUUCCCAUCAUCGUUAACAAUUUUGCUGAAUUUUAUAAGAAUCAGAUGCGACGCGAGAAGGCGCUCAAGCGGCGUGAGGCGCUCGAUCGGGCCAAACGUGAGGGCAGUAUUGUAUCAUUUCAUCAUAUCAAUUUGAAAGAUGCCUUCGCCAAAUCGAUGGAUCUCAUUGAUGUCAUUGUGGAUACAGGUGAAAAGAACACAUUAAUCGAACAACCGCCACCGCCAACUUUCAGCACGCCGCGACGUCGUGCGCUCUCGGCGCGCAUACAGGAAUUGAAUCGCAGCUUGUUGGAGGAGCGUGAAGCGCAAAAUCAGAAUAGUUCCAGUGAUAAUGAGGAUAGUAGAUAAUUUUUAAUGCAAACGAAAUGCAAAUGGCUGCUCCGCAUGAUAACGGUGAAAUUACAGCAACAACAGGAAGAACUACUGGAGUGUUUGGUGGAGCAGAGAAUACGUUUGAUAAUACAUUUGAACAAGGGCACAUAUAAAUACUAGAUUAUUCGAGUGUAUAGAGUUCAAAUUUUUUUUGAACGAGCGUUUAAAUAUGAGGGAUUAUAGAAGACGUUAGAUAUAUACACCUACAUAUACAUAUACGAACUUAGAAUAUAAUCACACACAUUCCCAUACAAACAUAAACAUUGUAGGCAAUACACAUGCAUACACUUACACAGGCAUUUAUAUGCAAAUACCCUGCAGUGAAAUGCGUUAGUUCAAAACCAACUUACGACUAGUACGAAUUCAACUAAUCCUGCAACUAUAUUCGACUUAAGGCACGCAUAAAAUACGUAAUGAAACGAAACUUCCAUGAUACCUUUAAAUGAUAUCAGUAUUAAAAUUUUUUAUUAAUUUUGUUAUUUGAUUUUUAUCAAAAUUUCAAAACAUGUGGCAACCCAUUCCAAAAAUAUAUUUCUUACAGAUAUCCUUCUUAAAACUGUUUAGUUUUUAUACACAUAGUGUAAAAUUUCAAUAAUUUAUUAAUAAUAUUUAACUAGAUGGCAACUCUUUUCAAAAAUAUUUUACUACCUGCGAUCUUUCCGAAACACAUUUAUUCUGAUACCCACAUUUUAAUUUCAAUUCAUUUGAAUAACAACAACUUAAAUAGAUGGCAACUCUCGUCAAAAAUAUUUACGCCUGCAUUAUUUUUUUAAUCAUUUAAUUUUUACAUCCUUAUUGUAAUUAUUAGUUUAUUUUUACAAUUUUGUUGAGAACAAAUAUCUUACGACUAGUACGAACACAACUAAUCCGCCAACUGUCUGUUUUUUAACUGAAUACGCGCACGAAAGCCCUAACAUUGAACUAUAUAUGAAGAAGAAUGAAUAUUCGACAAUUUAUUUAUGUCAAAAUUUUCAAACAGGUGGCAAUCCAAUCCGAAAACAUACACCUGACUGACUUCUUUCUUAAAACCCGUAAUAUAAAAUUUAUUAUGUUUUUUUUUUUAAUUUUUUUGAAUAAAAUAUUUAAAUAGAUGGCAACUCUUCUCAAAAAUAUUUACGCCUGCAAUCUUCUGGAAAACUCUUCAGUUUGACACCCAUAUUGUAAUUUUCAUUCAUUUUUUCCAUAAAUUUAAAUAACAAUAAUUUAAAUAGAUGGCAACUCUUCUCAUGUAUACGUCUGCAAUCUUUUAUAAGCCAUUUUAUUUCGACAACGACACUGCAAAAAUUUGUUUACUUUUAUAGUUUUAGUGAAUAUAAUCUUUAAAACGGGUGGCAACACUCAACGAAAAAUAUUUUCUAUUACUAGCGUUCUAAACCCACUUGUAAUAAUUGGUUUUCCUUACUACUAAUAUUCAAUAAAAAUUUCAAACAUCUGGCAACCCUCGUAAAAUAUUUUGUAACUCUAAGUCUUCUUAAACCGAUUUAGUUAAAUACCAUAUUUCUGUGUUUGUAGAAACAGUUUUUCACACACAAAUUUACAUACAAGUGGCAACCUACAAUUUUUUUCACUAACCCAUACUCUAAAUUAUACCAAUGCAUACUACGUAUUGCUUCACUGCAGGGUAUAUACAAAACACGCACACAUUCAAAUGUUAGUGAAUAUAUACUAUAUACAUGAAAAGCUUAUUGUUGUGCAUAAACCUAGACCUGUUGAAUUAAAUGCUUAGCUCUUUAUAUGCAUACAUAAUAAUGUGCAACAAAUCCUACAUUCUAUAAUUAAGUCUUAGCAGUUGCGAACGUUGCAAUACCAAUGAACUUGUGCACUUAUGUUCAACAAAAUAAUCCUACAUAUAUACAAACCUAAUUUUCAAGGCAGAAAAUAGCAUAACUAUAUUUACAUAUACAUAGACAAGCAAAAGCGCUGCAUAGAAGUUGACAUUAUAGAAAACCUUAUGGUUAAAAAUCGUUAUAAGCCAUAAAAGUUGUUGGCAUAUUGUGCUCGAGCGCAUUUUUUUAUACACAUAACUGUGCAAUAUGCAGACCAGCAAUAUAAAGCAAACAUAAAAAGUACAUAAAAACAUAAGCUUCCAAUAGAGAAUAUUUCAACUUCCAGCAAAAUGCUUACCACUAAAAUAAAUAUAUAGAUUUAAACAAACAAAAAACAACAACAACCAAAAUGCGAACUUCAAGUUGUAGGUAUUUUUUGCAUUUUUAUUUAAUAUUUUUUUUUUAUUUUAACAUAAUUUUUUAUUUUAAUAUUUUUUUUAAAUUUUUGCAAAUCCAAAUGAUUGCUGUGUUCCAGUAAAUAAUUUUAAAAAAAAUGUAUAUACAUACAUAUAAAUGCGAAAUUGUUGUAUAAAAGAUUUAUAGAUGUCAUUCCAUUUACAAAACCAAAAGCAAAAUGCAAAACACAAAAAAAAAUUGUAGUAUAUUCAAAUAUAUUUAUGUAAGAUUAACGAAUUCCAAGGCUUGAAAUAUUUUAUACACCAAACAAAAUUAGGCUGCAAGUAUAUAAUACUUGUUGUUGUUACUAGUAAUACAUAAAUACAUGAUAUAUGUAGUAUAUUAAAUUUUGCAUACAAUUGUAUAGAUUUACAUACAGACAUACAUACAUAUGUACGUAGUUUUUAACGAAAAGCGAAUGUUAGUUAUACACAAUCCAUUUACAUACAUAUAUACUAGGUUGUAAAGUAAAGUACAGUUAGUGUGAGAAGCGUAUAAGCAGCGUG
Messenger RNA from Bactrocera oleae (olive fruit fly), 6628 nucleotides. It is a transcript of the gene Shab, whose product is annotated as Shaker cognate b. Gene Ontology annotation, molecular function: protein binding; delayed rectifier potassium channel activity. Gene Ontology annotation, biological process: potassium ion transmembrane transport; protein homooligomerization. Gene Ontology annotation, cellular component: membrane; voltage-gated potassium channel complex. The record is from RefSeq and is a predicted model, not a curated record. NCBI's taxonomy places the organism in Eukaryota, Metazoa, Arthropoda, Insecta, Diptera, Tephritidae.